AUCCUGCAUUUGUUUGCUUAGGUGGGCGUCUGAGGAUCCCUGUUAUGUCUGGCCGCGGAAAACAAGGUGGGAAGGUGCGGGCUAAGGCUAAGUCUCGCUCUUCUCGUGCGGGGCUGCAGUUUCCAGUCGGGCGGGUGCACCGGCUGCUGCGUAAGGGAAACUAUGCGGAGCGAGUGGGAGCUGGAGCUCCCGUGUACCUGGCUGCGGUGAUGGAAUAUCUGACCGCCGAGAUUUUAGAGCUGGCUGGCAACGCUGCUCGGGACAACAAGAAAACCCGCAUCAUUCCUCGCCACUUGCAGCUGGCCGUGCGCAACGACGAGGAGCUGAACAAGCUGUUGGGGGGAGUCACUAUCGCGCAGGGUGGGGUCCUGCCCAACAUCCAGGCGGUGCUGCUGCCCAAGAAAACCGAGAGCCACAAAGCCAAGGGCAAGUGAGCGUGGAUGCCAACCCUUCCAAAACCAAAGGCUCUUUUAAGAGCCACCCACAAUUUCAGAAAGAGCUGGGAAUCGCUCCGUUUCCAGGGGAGGUGGGGGCGGCUAGGGAAAAUGUUGUCUACUCUCUCGGUAUCCCAUGUAACACUUUCUGAAACCUUCCCCUGGUCUUGCUCUAAUCAGAUCCCUGAGCCCGACACGGGGCGUGGCAGGGACAAUGCUGCCUGUUCUCCUUUGUUAUCCCCCUCAUAGCACAAAUUUCUGAAACCCUGUCUCCAUCUUGCACUAAUCAGAUCCCAGAGCUGCACACGUGGGUGAGUAGUUGCAACUUCUGUGGUUCCUUUAGUCCUUCCAAAUAAUGAAUUCUACAGUUUUCAGACAGCAACCCGCACACAGGAAUAAAACAUUUAGAACUCCUAAAAGGCAGUGUUUGGGUUCAUUUUGGGUUAAACCUUUUUUUUGCUCUGCUGUGUAGCUUAUUUUCUUUAGAAUCAUAGAUCCCUGUGCUGAGGUGCGUAUAAGCAUCACAGCCUACAGAUUUUGGCCUAAGUGUCUUUUCUAAAACCAUACAGAAAAUUGAUAGUCAAGCUGGGAAAGGAACUAGGUACCUGGAACUCUAGCUGUGUGUGUUAAGCCCUGGACCAAGGCUACCUGGUAAAGGGAAGGUGUAAUUCACAAAAGCUCUUGGUCUCAGCAUUGCAAGAAAUUUGAAUUAAUUUGUCACAAGUUUAGUUAGCAUGUUACUUUUUGUUUUACUGGAUUUUAUGCAUUAUUUUUGUCAGCUUUAGGCAGUGUUAUCUGGGAGGGUGUUUGAUACAUUCAAGAUAAUUGCUAGGGACAAUUCUUUGUAAGGUCAGCAACUUUCUCAAGAAGCUGUUUCCUAUUUUGUUUUCAGACUGAUCAAAUCACCCCUUAACCUUGUCUUUAUUAACCUAAAUAGAUUGAGCUCCCUGGGUCUAUCACUGGGGAGAAAAAUUAUGCUAUUUAUGUAGAAAGUGUGUCUAGUCAUUGUAUGCAGUCUUAAAGAUUUGCAGCCAUGUCUAUGUGGUAAGAAGUUUACUAUUUACUGGGGGGCUAUUUUUGCAGCCACAGCCUCCUGGGCUGUGACUGGGGAGGGAGCAAAGCAGGGGCUGCCUCCCAGGGCUGCUAGUGGGGGUUGAGCUCUGCCCCCUCUGAAGACACAAAUGCUGGAGGUGCAGGUAGCUGGUGACUUUCCCAGUGGGGGGAGCAGACUUCAGCUUCAGGCUCCAUCCAUGUGAUGGCAGGCUCUGGCCCCAGGCUCACCAUCCCCGCCAUGGUCCCUGGGCUCUGCUGCCUCCUUGCCCAUCUCCCCAUCCAGGGCUUAAUUUGUCCCAGGGCUUGCUGGGGUUGAGUAAGGUUUCUGCUGUGAAAAGUGUUAACGAACAUACAAAUACCACUUUUCACAGCGGCAGACUUACUAGCUAGCAAGUCUU
Dermochelys coriacea (leatherback sea turtle) is the source of this 1885-nucleotide messenger RNA. Its product is annotated as histone H2A.J-like. The record is from RefSeq and is a predicted model, not a curated record. Gene Ontology annotation, cellular component: nucleosome. NCBI's taxonomy places the organism in Eukaryota, Metazoa, Chordata, Testudines, Dermochelyidae. The coding region runs from base 45 to 434 and encodes 129 amino acids. Gene Ontology annotation, molecular function: DNA binding; protein heterodimerization activity; structural constituent of chromatin. The transcript has a single exon.